UCUUGUAGCAUGCGACUUCGUUUCUGGAGGCUAGAAAAAAAGUGGGUUUUUUUUUUUUUUGCUAACAUUUUGGCGACUUUGGUGUUUCUUCUUGCAUGCAUGAAGUGGGCUUUUAGCAUUUUUUGUUUAUCUAUCCUUCUGGUUUUUUCACUUUGAAAUGUUUCCUAUGCUUUUCUAUUGAAUUUGUUUUAUUUUUCAAAUUUUUUGGAAUUUUUUUUUGGCUAUGUUCUGGUAUAUUUCAAGGAGAUGAUCUUAAAUGGGUUGUUUUGUCUACGUCGAGUCUUCCAAUACUAGUAAUAGCACAAAAGAUCUUUAUACCUAAACAUGAUCUUUCUCUAAUUCUGUUUUCAUUGCUACUAUGCAGCUCAUUGUCUUUCAAUUAAUUAUUCAUCACUGGAAAUAAAAAAGUUUUUAAUUUGGUAAAUGAUCAAGUACUUGAUGCCGCAUGCACAGUAAAUCCAUCAUGCACUAGACUUUAAAUAAGGUAUUUCUGUUCAAUACAGCCCUUGUAUGAGCCAAUCUUCUGAGAUCGGUCAAUACUUGAGUCUUUCAUUUGCUAUAAUUGGUUAGAAACCUUUACAUUUACAGUGGGGUCUCUCGAAUACUUUUUCAUUAACUAUACAUCAACACAACAAACUUGUUUAAUUUGGCUGAAUUUUUGUGUAAAUUUUUAUUAUAGUACAAUCUGCUUUAAUCUCGCUUCAGAUUUUUUUGUUCUCUUUAUGGAGAAGUGCUGUGAUGAUGCAGAAGAUAAGCGGUAAUUUGCAGUACUUGUGGGCUGCCUGAGAAAGGAUGCCAAACCAGCUAUGAUUAGCACUACUAAUGAUUUUUCAGCAUGGAAGGAUUUCCCAAAGGGUCUCGGGGUCCUUCUUCUUGAUGAAGACAGCAAUUCUGCUGCCGAGAUAAAAUCAAAGCUUGAAGCUAUGGACUAUAUUGUUUAUACCUUCAGCAAUGAAGAUGAAGCUUUUUCAGCGGUUUCAAGUAGACCUGAAAGCUUCCAUGUAGCCAUUGUAGAGGUCAGUAUGAACAAUAACAAUGGGAGUUUCAGGUUUCUUGAAGCUGCUAAGGGCUUGCCUACCAUUAUGACUUCGAACAUUCAUUGUAUCAGCACCAUGAUGAAGUGCAUAGCGCUUGGAGCAGUUGAGUUUCUUAGGAAACCACUCUGUGAGGAUAAACUAAGGAAUAUAUGGCAGCAUGUGGUUCAUAAGGCAUUCAAUGCAAAGGGGAAUGACCUUUCUGAAUCACUAAAGCCUGUUAAAGAAUCUGUGAUCUCUAUGCUGGAUCUACAAUUGGAAAAUGGAAAAUCCAAGAAUGAAGACUGGGACAAAACAGAAGAUGCAACUAUGAUUCAAGAAAAUGACUGUGAACCAUUAUUGGAAAGUGGUAAGUACCCAGCUCCUUCAACACCACAACUAGAACAGGGAGGAAGAUUGCUAGGCGAUGGAGAUUGCCAAGAUCAUACUAACUACUCAACAGAAAAAGAGGGUGGGGAGCUGGAUGGAGAAUCCAAAUCUGUCGAAACUACUGAUGAAAAUGCAAUUGCUGAAGUAACUGCACCAGUUGGCCAACCUCAGGGACGAAUGGAAACCUUGCUAAAAGAGGAGGCUGACAUAGUUGAUGGUACCAAGGGCAAGAAUACGUACUUUCAUUCCCAGAACAGAGUAAAUAGCAAAGAUUCUCAUGCUGACGCAGAAAAGCAAAGUACAGUUUCUGGUCUCCAUAAUUCAUGUCUGAAUAAAGCUAAUCGAAAAAAAUUGAAGAAAUAUCGAAUGCAUAGGAGACACAUUUUGCCCAAGGAGGAUGAUCGAAGGUGGCCACAAAGGGAUCAAACGCAAAGGAGUUAUCCACAUAAACUGAUCAUGGCCUUCCAGCCAUAUCACUCUAAUCAUGUUAUCCCGGUUGGUCCACUUUAUCCCAUCUGGGGAGCACCUCCGCAUCCAGCCAGCAUCCAGACGCAUGGUUACCCCCCAUGGCAACCAACUGAAAGUUGGCACUGGAAGCCCUUUCCAGGGGUGCAGGCUGAUGCAUGGGGUUGCCCUGUUAUACCCCCACCUCGUGGAUAUUGCUCUACAUUCACACAAGACAAUAUGCAGAAUGCGUGUGGAUUGCAUUGUUCUAGGACCAUGGAUAACCGAAGUGGCAUGCCUCAAAUUUUUGUUGAACAUCAGCCGGCUGAGGAGGUAAUUGACAAAGUUGUGAAAGAAGCAAUAAACAAGCCAUGGUUACCUUUGCCCUUAGGCCUCAAGCCCCCUUCCACUGAUAGUGUGCUAGCUGAGCUCUCUAGACAACGCAUAGCCAUCAUUUCUCCACACGUCAACGGCUCUAAUUAUUGCUGACGUGGCACGAGAUAUCACCUGGUCCCACCCUUAUGCUUCCAGAUUUUCCCAGAUAUUUGGGUGACUGGUUCGGACCACUCCCAUCUUUGCUGCACAAUUCGAACUCUCCCAUCAAGUCAUCAACCCAAAAAAUAAAAAGAAAUUGAAUGUACGCGCCUUGGAGCUCGUGGUUCGAGGCUUUUUUUGUUCCUGACAUCCUGCCACACGAGGACACAAAGAAGAAAAAAGGUCAAUCGGAUCCAACUAUCGCCACACUAAAAAGAUCAAGAGCUGUCGCUUUCUUAAGUGACAAAAUGGACGGAUUAGAAAUGACCACGUAAAUGUGAUUUCAACCAUAUUUGAGAUACGUGGUUUUAAAUAGUCUCUAACAUAAGACAUGGCAGGACUCGUGACAAUUGACAUGAGCAAUUUGCCUUUAAUAGAUCAGAUAUGUUGGGGAACUUUUUUUUUCUCACUUCAUUAUGUUCCAUUAUUGGUUUCGAUGAUGAGAAUUUCACUGGACGGUGUGAUGGCAUGGUCAUAAGUUUUUUUUCCCCUGGUGGGUCCUAGUGGAAAAUGCUGUGUAAUAAUGUGGAAAUUGGAAAGUAGGAGAAGGAUGAAUCUGCUCGUCUUUCAUCUUCGUGAGUAAAAGUCCGAGAGACGAAAGCCUUAAUUUGGAUGCUGAUCUCUUGGCAAGUUGAGAAAUUUAUAUUGGCGCAAAACAAUGUGGUUUACAUGUGCCUUUGGAUUGAAAUGUCAGAAACUUAAAAGAGAGUGUCAUAUUAAGGGUUAAAAUUAGGGAUAGUAAUUUAACUCGUCUCUUAUGA
Messenger RNA from Durio zibethinus, 3142 nucleotides. Its product is annotated as two-component response regulator-like APRR2. Gene Ontology annotation, biological process: positive regulation of DNA-templated transcription; phosphorelay signal transduction system. Gene Ontology annotation, molecular function: transcription cis-regulatory region binding; DNA-binding transcription factor activity. Gene Ontology annotation, cellular component: nucleus. The record is from RefSeq and is a predicted model, not a curated record. Lineage: Eukaryota; Viridiplantae; Streptophyta; Magnoliopsida; Malvales; Malvaceae.